Trichoplusia ni (cabbage looper) is the source of this 1240-nucleotide messenger RNA. It is a transcript of the gene fs(2)ltoPP43, whose product is annotated as probable RNA polymerase II nuclear localization protein SLC7A6OS. The transcript is spliced from 4 exons. The coding region runs from base 139 to 1041 and encodes 300 amino acids. NCBI's taxonomy places the organism in Eukaryota, Metazoa, Arthropoda, Insecta, Lepidoptera, Noctuidae. Gene Ontology annotation, biological process: developmental process. The record is from RefSeq and is a predicted model, not a curated record.
AUUCCCAUGGUCAAUCAAUACGUUACUAUAUGUCAAAUUUCAUUCAUACCGUUGUCAGUCAGUUAUUGUCAGUGGUGGUGAGACAGUAUAUGUAUGCCGUUUUUUAGAGCUUAAUAGUCACUAAUAAAUUAAUAUACUAUGGCUACCUCGACUGUAUUAAGAGUGAAGCGGCGGCUUGAAGAAAACCCUCAAGAUGCCCUUGUGCUUAUGUGUAAACGAAUCAAAACUGAUUCCGAGGAAAUAUCACCAUCCCUGUUUGUUUUUCGAGGAACUGUUGAUAGCCAGGAAACCACACAAGUGAAAAAUGUCCUACCAAAAAUAGAUAUCAAACAACAAAAAAUCAAUGCCGCAGAAAUAAUAAAAAAAAUGAGGGCAGAACGCAAGGAGGUUACAACAGAGAAUCGUUACAAACUCCUUAAUUGCAGUAGAGGGGUGAAAGAAGACAGCAACGAGGAUAGCAAUGUUUAUAAUUUCAUAGACCUUCAGAAAACGGAUGACAAGGAAGGAGAUGUUAUAUACGCUUAUGAUCUGUACACAAGUUAUAAAAAGGAGUUUGAUGUGUCAAUGAUAGAUAAUAUUGUUAGCGUCGAAACAGAGAUCCUAUUAGAUUCAUAUCAAGACCCCUUCAGCUCGGAUUGUGAGUGUGAUGAUGACGAUGACUCCAACGAUGAGAACAACUGGAGGAACGAGUAUCCUGACUCAGAGCAGAGCAGCAUAGAGCUUGAGGAUAUGAUCAAUGCCAUGGCGAAUGUUGAUAUGGAGGAGCUAUCGAGCGACGAAGGCGAAGAAGACAUUUACGAUGACAACUGCGUAAGGAAAGAAGACGUCGAAAACUAUGGAGCGGCUUAUGCAAAGUACAAGGCAAAAGUAUUGGCAGAAAACCCAGACUUGAAAGGCAGUAAACUGGUACACAGUUCUCGAGAUGAUAGCUAUAAAGACGAUAGUGAUGGCUUUUAUUACGGAGAAGACGAAGACACUGAACAAUUCAAAGAUCAGUACUUUGUAGACUCAGAUGCAAGCGGCAGAAAUAGUCCAAUUUAAAUAUAAUUGUUUUAGGUUGUUCUAUUCAAGUUGUACAUUUUUAACUGUAUAUAUUUGAUCGUUAUUUUUUACUUGUUUACAAUCAAAUCAAGCAGUGUUCCUAGAAUACUUGUGUGAUUAAACUAACCGAAUCUUCUAGUCUAAGGUCUUAUUAAAUUUGUACUAGUUAUGAUGUUAAAUAGAUAAAUGGUGUAAUCGA